This is a messenger RNA of Chaetomium globosum CBS 148.51, 774 nucleotides long. RefSeq lists its product as uncharacterized. The record is from RefSeq and is a predicted model, not a curated record. Lineage: Eukaryota; Fungi; Ascomycota; Sordariomycetes; Sordariales; Chaetomiaceae. The transcript is spliced from 3 exons. Bases 1 to 774 code for a protein of 257 amino acids.
AUGGCCCGAAAGCGGCGAACAACCCUGCCUGUUCCCGUAGGAUACAUGCCGGUCGAGAAUGGCAUGAAUGAGAAGUUGCAUGUCACGAACAAGAAACCGAAUGCCGCGAAGGAGAAGUCGAAUGCACCUUCCCAGAAGCCUCGUGGAUCGCGGUCAACCACUCACCCCCCAAAAAAUCCCUCCACUCGGUUCAAUACCCUUUUCGCGCUGGCACUAUUGCCUGUCCUCUGUUUGCCUAUCAUCCUAGUGUUCUGGGGCUUUCAAGCCUUCUUCCGCGUCCUGACAAUGCCAAUCCGGAUUCCAUACAAGAUCCCAAUUGUCAUCUAUCUCACGUGCGCCAUCUUCCUUGGCGCAACCGCGAGUUUAUUCGUGGGGAGCCUAACUGUGCUUUUCGCCAGGUGCCUCGGUUGCAUCUGCCCUUGUUUGCGCCGCCGGCAGCGGAAGCGACCGAGUCAGCCUGCCACCAAACCACUCUUUCCUCCGAAGCGACACGCCGCGUCGGCCGUCACCUGGUCCUCGGAUGAAAGCGGAGACCUGCCCGGGCCACUCAUCCCGCCGCCGCGGAGGUUCCACGGGCCCACGAUCAAGGAGGCAAAGCCCAAGCCUGCAUCAAAGGCGAAGAAGGCGACGGGACCUCCAACGACGGGACCCUCGACAUGGUCCCGGGACUCGCGGCAUAGGACGCAGCAGUCGGCCAAAGUCAGAGUGGAAGACACCAUCCAUGAAGAGUCGUCGUCGCUGUCUGACGACCGGCCGAAACGGAAUAGGUUUUGA